GUAGCUGAAACUGGUUGGGUGUCCUUUGUUCAUCCUGCUUCCCAUACAUUAGAGAGAUGUUGGAGAAAGUUGGUGGGGAUAUUCUAAACACAGCCAGGGUCACUGUGCUCUCAACAGGAAGUGCCGCUUUGUAGCUGAUCCCUUGGAAUCCCAGAGUCACUCUGGAGCAAGAUCGGGAGAACCUCCGAGCUGUGUGACCACAUCGGGCUUUUGCAGCUGUAUUAACUGCUUGGGCAGGAUCAGAUUACACCUCUCUCUCUCUCUCUCUCUCUCUCUCUGCCUCUUUCUUUCUGGCCCCAAGGUCCUAACUUCUGAAACUGGAAGAGGAAGAAGUAAACAUAACACUCCUUCAGGAAUUAUCUCAUUCCUUUUGGAAAGUAACUGAGCACUGCAAACUGGUUGGCGGAAAAAUGGGAAGAAUGAGAAUAAGUAUGUUUCUGGCCACCAUUUUACAUCUUCUGGUCAGCGUUGUUCCUUAUACAAUUGAAGUAACAGAAGAUGGGGAAGAACAUGAAGGUGAUGUAGAUGCUGUUUUGUCCCCACUGAAACAUGUAACAUCGAUCUGUGCAAUGAAAGCUGAUUCUGGCUCAUGCAAAGCAUUAAAUGACCGGUAUCAUUUCAACAUUAAGACUCAGAAGUGUGAAAUCUUUAAUUAUGGUGGAUGUCAAGGCAAUGAGAACAACUUCCUAACUCUUGAAGAGUGCCAAGAAAAGUGUAUAAAACCAUUUGAAGAUUUGCCAGAGAAGAGAAAAAGAACAAGGUUUAAGAAAGAAAAACCUUCUUACUGCCUUCUGGAAAAUGACCCAGGAAUUUGCCGCGGACUGAUUACCCGGUAUUUCUACAAUAAAGAGUCACAGAAAUGUGAGAAGUUCAUGUAUGGUGGUUGUUUGGGAAACCAAAACAACUUUUGGUCUGUGGAAGAAUGCCAAGAUACCUGCCAAGAUACAAACCCUUUAGUCAAUUCAUUGCAAGUAAAUGAUGAUAGCAUACUGUUUACCACAACAGACAACAGCACACGAGUUGAUCAGUUUGUCCUUCCAGUCAAUUCACUGCAAACAGAGGAUGGUGUUUUGCCCUUUCAUGCAGUGGAAAACAGCACUCCAUCUCUCCAACAAGUGCCUUUUAUGCCUUCAGCAGAUUUCUUGCAAGCACAUGAUGACAAUGUGAACCUUAGCAUAAUGAACAAUAGUGCUCCGGUUGUUAAGCAAGGCCAAGAUCUUCUUCCUUCUCUCUGUGUCAUGCGUGUGGACAGAGGCAUUUGCAGAGCCCAGGAAAAAAGAUUCUUCUACAAUUACACUAUCGGGAAGUGCCGCCCAUUCAGCUACAGUGGAUGUGGUGGGAAUGAAAAUAAUUUUACCACUAGGAAGUCAUGCCUUCAGAUGUGUAAGAAAGGUUUCAUUCCAAAGCAAGGACAAAAAGGCAUAAUGAAAAUCCGUCGAAAAAGAAAGAAACGGGUGAAGCUGAUUGCUGGAGAAAUUGUCAUUGAAAGGAUAUAGCUUCAUUUCCUGUACUAAAACACUCUGGAAAUUUACCACUUUGUAACAUUGAUUAUAUAUUUGUUUGCCUUAUUGUCUAUACUUGCCUUAUUUAACAGUUCCCAUCCACAUUAUUCAUUCAUAUUUUAUACUGCUUUUUGUGUUUCUUUUUCAACUGUAAAUUUUAUAGGAAUCACACCCAGAACUAUUUACUUUCAAAGUAAUAUUCUGAUCCUGCACAGAAGUGUCGUGUGAUUUUGGAUUAGAAGACUAGGAAUUUUGGGGUCCCUGGUAUUCCUACUGAAUUGCUUUUCUUAUUCAAAAUAUCCGCAGCAGAGUUAUUAUAAACUGUGAGAAUUAGAAGAUGGACUUCAUCAUUGACUUGGAUUUAAGAAUACAGGUUUCCUUAUGAUCUAAUUGAUUGUGUACAAUAUAAUAUAAUCAAUGUUUAAACAUGAAAUCCCCAUCUUGGAAUUCUUUCUUCUUCCAGGAAAUUGUUUUGAAGGGUUUCCCAUUUUUCCUGAAUAUUGAAGAGUCUUUCAUCUGAAGAUAUCUUGUCAAAAUGUCAAAUUCUGCUAUUACAGCUACUUUUACUAUCCAUUCUUUCAUUCUGGUGUUUCUUCUAGUUUUCAUAUCCACACAUCCACAAUUCUUGCUGCAGCUAUCAUUAGAAUGAAAAGUCUGUCAUAUGUCUUCAGAGUGAUCUAUCUGUUGUGCCUACUAAGAAUGCCCCUUGAUUAGUUUUAAUAUAUUUUUCUAUAAUUUUAUGCAUCAAAAAUUCAUUUUUUGUUCCUUGAGUAACAGGGACCAGACAUUUUAUAAUGCUCCUUUAUACUACAUUGUUCUAACACAGGACUUCCAUUCUUAGCCCUGCCAUUUAAUUUUAAGGAAUUCCUUAUCUGGAAUCCCGCAAUCUGAAGUAUUUCAAAAUGUAAAAUUGUUCACAUGGGUGACUUAGACAUAUUUGCUUUCUAAUAGUUAGUUGUAAAUAAACUUUGUUUCAUGAACAAAAAUAUUAAAAAUACUAUGCAUAAAACUACCUUUAGCCUAUGUGUAUAAGGUGUAUGUGAUGAAGUGUGAAUUUUAACCUACAGUUAGGUAUAAUUAUAGAUAGGUGUUUAAAAGGGUAAGUAUUUGAAAUAACAUAACUGGCGGGGGGGAUGGUAGCCAGCUCUGCUCACUCUGAGCUGGGUUGCUGUGGAAAAAGGGGAAGAGCCAACUGCCACUUGGCAGGGCAGGCAUUUUAAAACAGUCAGCCUGUAGUCUGAGAACUGCAGGAAAGGCUGGUUCUACAGAGUUGAGAAUCAGGGAAGCAGUCUGUAGUUAGAGAACUACAGGGAAAGGCUGGGUCUACUGUGUUGAGAACCAGGAAGGUUUAGGCUUUUAGCCUGUGUGGUUUAGAUAGGUCAAGUUGACUUAUUUAGAUUAGUAGUUGGUGUAUGAACAAAAAGGGGAGAGAACCCCAGUAAGCAUAUUUACUGCAAUAGAAAUAACAUAGGGAAAGAAUAAGCUGGUACCUGAAGCGAACUGUUAAGGAAAGAAACUCAGUUUGAAGAAAAAUAAAGUUAAAACCUGUUUAGUGGAAGGAACAGUCCUCUCAAGAGUUGCUUUAUGAAAUGUUAUAAAUGUAACCUCUAAAGAAAUGUGCCUCUAGGAGUUAAGAAACAUUGAAACCAUUAAGCUUCUUUUAUACUUCAAUAAACUUGUUACAGUUUCUCUUAAA
This is a messenger RNA of Anolis sagrei ordinatus, 3198 nucleotides long. RefSeq names its product tissue factor pathway inhibitor (gene TFPI). Gene Ontology annotation, cellular component: extracellular region. Gene Ontology annotation, biological process: negative regulation of peptidase activity. The record is from RefSeq and is a predicted model, not a curated record. Gene Ontology annotation, molecular function: serine-type endopeptidase inhibitor activity. Lineage: Eukaryota; Metazoa; Chordata; Lepidosauria; Squamata; Anolidae.